AUGGGCCACCGUCACUCCCGAGUAAGCGGCGGCACGACCACCUCCCAGCGCACCUCCUAUAAGCCCACUCAAUCCCAUCGCCAGAAGAACAGCACCGUGAUCCAAGUCAGCCACCACGACCUCUGGUCUCCACCUCCCUACACCCCCACCGCACCGGGACCAGCGACCACCUCGCCCAGCAGCACCAGCAGCAAAAGCGACACACCCUACGCCUUCCUGCGCGAGUUCGACACCAUCUUCAUCGUCGACGACAGCUCGAGCAUGCUCGGCCGCCGCUGGAAAGAGGCCGAGGCGGCCAUUGCCGCGAUCGCGCCCAUCUGCACCCAGUACGACCGCGACGGCAUCGACAUCUACUUCCUCAACCACCGGCGCGAGCCGACGGCAGGGGACCCCACGCCCUCGCCAACAGGCGCCUACAACAACAUCACGGAGGCCGCGCACGUGCAGGAGAUCUUCAGCAGCGUGCGGCCGCGCGGCCCCACGCCGUACGGCAAGCGCUUGCUGCAGAUCCUGAACCCGUAUCUGGGGCGCGUGGAGAAGAUGGCUGCCGCGACGGACGAGGACGGGAAUCUGUUGGAUGAGUCGAAGUUCGUGAAGCCGUUGAAUAUCAUUGCGAUCACGGACGGGGUGUUUACGGAUGAUGCGGAGAGUGUCCUGGUUAAUGUGGCGAAGCGGCUGGAUGGGCCGCGGUGUCGAGCGGUGCCGUGGCAGGUGGGCAUUCAGUUCUUUCAGAUUGGGGAUGAUGAAAGCGCGAGACGGUACCUUGAAGAUCUGGAUGAUAAUCUGGGGAAGAUGGCGCAGGAGGAUCACCUACGGGAUAUUGUCGAUACGGUGCCGUGGAAGGGGGACCAGGGGCAAACACUGAGUGCGGAGGGCAUUCUCAAGUGCACGAUCGGUGCGAUCAAUAAGAAGUACGACAAGCGGAAGGCUUUUUGA
Messenger RNA from Aspergillus clavatus NRRL 1, 936 nucleotides. RefSeq lists its product as uncharacterized. The record is from RefSeq and is a predicted model, not a curated record. The coding region runs from base 1 to 936 and encodes 311 amino acids. Lineage: Eukaryota; Fungi; Ascomycota; Eurotiomycetes; Eurotiales; Aspergillaceae. The transcript has a single exon.